GAGGUUGCGUGCUAUUUUUGACAACGAAAUUUUUGUGGUACAAAAUAAACAUUCUAACAUGAAGUAUGCCACCAGGCACUAUUCACAUAAUCACAUGCGAUUCAUAAACUGAUCCUUUUCUUGAACAACUUUUGAAAGCAAUUUUAUUUGUCUUUUUUAUGUUAUUAAAUCUUUCCAUCAUGUCUGAGAAAAGUGGAUUUCAAAGUUCACUAUUUGCAGGAAUGAAUUUCGGGAGAAGUAAGAGCGGUAAUUCAAGCAAGACAUUGACGUCGGAGAAGAAUGAAAUAGCGCUUGGAGCAGAAGGCAGUUCCUCGAGUAAAAAAGGUAUACAAAAUGUCUGUAUAAUCAUUGUUGUGCAUGGUCAUGUGCGGUAGCACAGUACUCUUGACAGCUCUGUGUCAGUAGACGUCGUGGCAAUGAUAAGAAAGCUUUGGAUGGAUAGGGAUACAACUACCUGAAAAAUACAAGGAGAACUUCGACGUUUCGAGAAGCGAAGGCCCUUUGACCAUAGGCAGUCUACUAGACGACUGAAUUUAAAUUAAAACUGCAUUGAAAUCCUAAAAUUAACGAAAAUAAUCACAAUUUAGCGAAAUAUAUUGUUUUAGACAACUGGAAAUAUAGAUAAUUUUACCAAUUUCGAUUGUCUACCGAUAAGAAAAAAUCCGAUACCAAUAGACCUUUCCCCUUUUAAGUGAAAAUUUGAUCUAGACAACUCUGGACAAAAAUUUCAUCACAGCUUGAAAGAGCAUCACAAAAUUAGUAAUAUUCCGAAGUUUCUUUGCGAAAUGUUGUAAAAUGCGGGUAAUAUAGCCUUGCGAAGUUUGCCGUCAUUUUGCAUUACAAAUGGGAAAUUGAUAAUCAGAUGAUCAAACUGAUUAUCAAUUUCCCGUUUGUAAUACAAAAUGACUGAAAAACGGCAAACUUUGCAAGGCUAUAUUAUCCGCAUUUUACAACAUUUUGCAACAAAACUUCGGAAUAUUACUAAUUUUGUGAUGCUCUUUCAAGCUGUGAUGAAAUUUUUGUCCAGGCUAGUCUAGAUCAAAAUUUCACUUAAAAGGGGAAAGGUCUAUUAUUGGUCAAUCACUAGGCGGUAUUCGAUACCAGCGAUACCACAAACAGUGGUAUUGAUUACUGACUAAAUUAAUAUUCAAAAUGUGGUGUGCACAAAGUCAUUUAUAGAAAAUAUUUAUUACGUUUGGGGUUUACUUAUGGCUUUAUUCAGUGGCGGAAAUCUUGGUGGGGCGGUCGGUUGGAAAUUUUGACCUAAAAGAGGGCUAAAACCAGCCUUUUCAAGUGCAAAUGGGGGGGGGGGUUGUCGGAAAUUUGAAAGUUUUGCCGGAAAUUUAGGUGGCUUUGCCACCCCACCGGAAAAAGUGAAUUUCCGCCACUGGCUUUAUUCAGGUUACAUACAGUAAUGAAAUAUAUUUUUCUGCUGACCGACAGGUAUUGAAGGUAACCAAUACUAGCAAUUUAAGUACCGACGUCCAGUAUCGGAAAUAGAGAUUUUGUGUUUAUUUUGAUAUCGAUACAGACGUCUGUAAGUGUUUAUAUUCUCACCUCGGGUUGCUUGAGACACAACAUUUUUUGUUUGGCCUAAUUUAAUUUAAAGGACAUUGGCAAUAAAAAAUUAGUUUGUCUCAUUCAACAGAACUCUUAAAAUUAUGUACAGAACUCUAUUACCGAUUUUGCCAUAUCUAAUGGACAACUUGCAUGUUAGACUAAAUUUUAAUCUAAGCAAAGAGAAGGGAAUCAAACACAAGAGUUGCAAAGAACAUGAUGACAUUAGUAAAAUGGCAAAAUUCGGUUGCAAAAUACAGAAAAUAUAGCCUUGCGAAGUUUGCAUAUUUUCAGUAUAUUUGCAUUACGUGCGGAAAUUGUUACCAUUUUCGGCUCAAAAAUGGUAACAAUUUUCGCAUAUAAUACAAAUAUACUGAAAAUAUGCUAACUUUGCAAGGCUAUAUUUUUUGAAUUUUACAACAUUUUGUAACCAAAUUUUGCAUUUUUACUAAUUUUAAUAAAUUCUUUACGGGAAUUUACUUUUUUUGCCUGGAUCAAAAAUUUUUCUAACAUGCAAGUUGUACAUUGCUUAGUUCUCGAAGUAUUUAGCCCGAAAUUAAUGAGCUGUUUGGCAUCUUGGACUAAUUCUUGACCUCAUUAACUAUGGUUUUGAUGACAUCGGGAGUUGGGUUAAACCUACCACUAUAUAAAAUUACUACCACUAUAUAAAACUACUACCACUAUGUAAAACUACUACCACUAUAUAAAACUACUACCACUAUAUAAAACUGCUACCACUAUAUAAAACUACUACCACUAUAUAAAACUACUACCACUAUAUAAAACUACUACCACUAUGUAAAACUACUACCACUAUGUAAAACUACUACCACUAUGUAAAACUACUACCACUAUGUAAAACUACUACCACUAUGUAAAACUACUACCACUAUGUAAAACUACUACCACUAUAUAAAACUACUACCACUAUAUAAAACUACUACCACUAUAUAAAACUACUACCACUAUAUAAAACUACUACCACUUUAUAAAACUACUACCACUAUAUAAAACUACUACCACUAUAUAAAACUACUACCACUAUGUAAAACUACUACCACUAUAUAAAACUGCUACCACUAUAUAAAACUACUACCACUAUAUAAAACUACUACCACUUUAUAAAAGUACUACCACUUUAUAAAAGUACUACCACGAUGUAAAACUACUACCACUAUGUAAAACUACUACCACUAUAUAAAACUACUACCACUAUAUAAAACUACUACCACUAUAUAAAACUACUACCACUAUAUAAAACUACUACCACUUUAUAAAACUACUACCACUAUAUAAAACUACUACCACUAUAUAAAACUACUACCACUAUAUAAAACUACUACCACUAUAUAAAACUACUACCACUAUAUAAAAGUACUACCACUAUAUAAAACUACUACCACUAUGUAAAACUACUACCACUAUAUAAAACUGCUACCACUAUAUAAAACUACUACCACUUUAUAAAACUACUACCACUUUAUAAAAGUACUACCACUAUGUAAAACUACUACCACUAUAUAAAACUACUACCACUAUAUAAAACUACUACCACUAUAUAAAACUACUACCACUAUAUAAAACUACUACCACUAUAUAAAACUACUACCACUAUAUAAAACUACUACCACUAUAUAAAACUACUACCACUAUAUAAAACUACUACCACUAUAUAAAACUACUACCACUAUAUAAAACUACUACCACUAUAUAAAACUACUACCACUAUAUAAAACUACUACCACUAUAUAAAACUACUACCACUAUAUAAAACUGCUACCACUAUAUAAAACUGCUACCACUAUAUAAAACUGCUACCACUAUGUAAAACUGCUACCACUAUAUAAAACUACUACCACUAUAUAAAACUACUAUCACUAUAUAAAACUGCUACCACUAUAUAAAACUGCUACCACUAUAUAAAACUGCUACCACUAUAUAAAACUGCUACCACUAUAUAAAACUGCUACCAUAGUUAAUAAGUUCAAAAGCUUUUUUUGAUUUGAUGCAAUAGUUUUGAGGAUAUAGGCCUUUAAACAAUGAACUGUUCCUGACUGUAACUCGAGUUGGUUCCAUUAUUGUUUUACGUCCACGAAAAUUUUAACUCGCUCACGCCUUCCUGGCUAGUACAACCAGAAAUUUUUAUCAGGUUUUGCUAGGUACAUAGUGCCGGUUGUACUAGCCAGGAUGGCGUGAUUGAUGAUGAAUCGCUUGUAAGAAUGCGGACAAGUACUUGCGUGUGUUACGCUUCUGCAGUACCUCCUUAUUCUGUGAUUGUGCAUAGGAGCCUGGGACUCAGGAACUGUAGGUAGUUUAGAGGCCUGUAUCUUCGAAAUUAUUGCACUAAAUCAAAAGAUGCUUUGGAACUUAUUAAUUAACUAACUUUUUAAGCUCUUUUCAAAUCCAUAAAGGUCCCACAAUUACAUAUUUAUAUUAGGGAUGAGCCGAUUAAUCGGUACGGCCGAUAAAUUGGCCGAUAUUUGGCGUUCUUAAAAUAAUCGGUAAUAGGCCGAUUAUUUUUUAUAAUCGGCUAUUUGCCGAUAUUUGCAAUUUUUUCGUUAAGAAAAAUAACUCUAUAAUCUAGUAAUCUAUACUCCAUCUUGUUUUUGACACUUUUGUUGUGGAUAUUUAAUCCCAUAUCCAUGAAUUCAUUUGACUCGUACAGUGACCGAUAACUGUCCAAUAUGAGUAAAUAUUUUCCGGAACGCACUAAAACUAGUACGUCAAUUUGUGGCGUAUACACAAGUAUUAAAAGUUGUCAAAAAACCGCUAUCCGGCAUUUGUACCCCGGUUCACAGAAACAUCGGCCAUAGCCGAUUAAUCGGCCGAUUAUUUUUUAUAUCGGCUCCAAUGUAUCGGAUUGGCGAAUCGGCUUUUUCUGGUAUCGUCUCAUCCCUAAUUUAUAUGGGUCAACAAUGGGAACACAUUUGAAUUUAAUAAUUUCAACUUUGCAGAAUCUGUUGAUAACAAGACAGCAGCUCAUGGAUCAAGUUUUAGUUUUAUCACAGACACCAAAUUAAACCAAGAAAAACAAACUGAUGAAAUGGCUGAAAUUUCAACCAACAAUGGUGCUUCUGUAAUUGAUUUGUUUGACACAUUGGAUGAAGGUGACUCCAGUAAUGGAGAUGGUCAAUUAUCUCUUUCUUAUUCAGACCAGUUGGCAGAAAUAUUGCCCAGUACAAUCCCUGUGGAUGAUACAUUGUUACCAGGUAUUUCAGGGGAAGACAUUGAUAGUUCUUCAGAAGAUGAUAUACCAGAGUAUGAAAUAAGCAAUUAUAUUACUAAUACUGCAAGCACCUUUGUACAAGAUGAAAAAAUCACUUGUGCUAACAAAGCAUUGGAGCAGCCUGGUGACAGCUUUGGUGUACCGGAUGGUACAAAUGAACUGGAUUUGAGUCGAGACCAUCCAAAAUACAUUACCAAGAGUGCUACAGAUGAGGCAGACAUGAAGUACAUUCUGGAACUUGACCCAGAGGAAAAUUUGACAUUGUUUUAUUCUCAGCAUUCAUUUAAACUGACCAAAUUAAGGUAUGGCCGGUGUAUGGUGUAUAAUACAUACAUUGUUUAUGCAUGUACGUAAUAGAGGUUCAUUAACCCGUUGAAUGGCAGUACUCUCCCCUUGAUGAGUAAAUGUCUGGUUUAGACAGUGUAAAAUGAUAAUGUAGGGUGCAUCAGAGCAAAUUGCCACUGAAAGGGUUAACCAUUAAGCUGCAAUGGAACCCAUCUAUAGAGGGAAGUUGAGGGGCAGAUAAAAAGUUGCCCAUCCAGUAUAAAAAAAAAUUUCUGUCAUAAACAUCCCAAAAUUUAGGGAUACGGAGAAGGGGCAGACAUGUCACCAAGGUUGUUCCAUCUGAUUUUUAAGUGGAAUCUGCCUGACACCUAGCGCUCCCCUACGCCUAACAAUGUGACAAAUGUUGGUCGCAUUAAAGCACAUGUUAAAUGGACACAUAGGCAGCGCUAGUCAGUUAACCCAUUAAUGCAUAAGACACAUACUCCCAUCAUCGACAAGUGAAAUGGUCUGGUGUGUUGCAGCAUAAUGGGUUAACAAGAAAAGAAUAAUGUGUUUAGCCUGCAAAUACACUUUUUUUCUCUCAAAAGAUAAGUAUAUUCUUGGGCAAACAUUUUGUUUGGGCAUGCAGUGGAAUGUUUUAAACCUUCUGUGGGAUGGAUUAGGUCGAGCCAUGCAUCACUCUUUUAAUUAAAAACAGACAACUUACUCUGGGAUCUUUUGAUUCUAGAGAUGAAAGAGAAGAACUACAACACAACAUAUGUGCUGUCUACAAAGAUAUCAGAAGUAAAAUGGUCUUGUUAGAGGACCAAUUGACGAACUUGAAAACAGACUUUGAUGAAGCACUAAGUAAUGAUGAUUAUGACUUGGCUGCAGAAAUUAAUGCGCAGUUAGAGGAAUUAAAUACAGAAAAGUUUGAGUUGGGAUGUUCAAGGCCAAAGCUAUUAGAUACAAAGGUAUUUUCAAUUGACACAUUUUUUGUUUUAAAAAUAUUUGCUGUUCCCUCCUUUUUGACCGUAGGGUUUCUGUGUUUUUCUAAACAUGAUUUGGUCGACCGAAGUGAUUGUUUUGAGAGAAGAAAUAUUUUGUUGUGUAGAUUCAGGAAUCCCCCUUUGUAUGAGCAGAAGUAGUUUAGUUUAGUUUAAUAACUUCAUCAUCAAAUUUACAGCAGAUGAUUGGUGAGCAGACAGAGCGUAGCCCCAAUUGAAUCUGCCUACCAUAAUUACGAACGAAUAACUUACAUUAUAGUACAAAUUUACAACUAAAACUAAAGAACUCCUAUAGAAAAUGCAGAAAAUAAGAUUAAAAUUAAGGGAUUAAGAGCCAGAGAAAUAGAUUAAAAUUACGGAGGUAUAUAAUUAUUCAAAGUUUUGUAAAAAAGGUUCUCAGUUUCCUCUUAAAGGCUCUAAUCUUCGCAACAGCCUUCAGAUCAUCUGGUAAUAGAUUCCAAGCUCUGAUUACUCUUGGGAAAUAUGAGUGUCUAUAAAAUUCGGUGUUACAUCUAAUCUCAUGAAAAUUGUUAAUGUUAAAAGAUCUAAUGAAAAUGCAAAUGAUUUUGUCAAUUAUAUUGUUUGUUGAGUAGUUUUCCCAAUGUGUGUGGUGAAAAUACAUAUAGCUGAGCUAGCUGCCACACAAGGCAGUUAACUCAGCAAGUUGCUCUUGUGUGCGGUGGGCUUUACCAGUGAACUUCUCAAUAUUUGCUGGCUUGCCGAGACUUUUUUUAUUUAUUGGUUGGUAGGUCGGGAAAAUUUUUAGAAAAAACACACUGAGUAUAUUUAAAAUCAAUGUUUUUAUCUUCUAAACAUAUAAUAAUUUCUUGGAGAAACAUUGGCUAAUCUCCAUAUUGAUUGUAACGACGAUAACAUGAGCCAGAAGUACUUAGUCAAAGUUUACUUGGCGUGCACUUCAUGUCAGACCCCAAAUUAACUAAAAUCGUAGAAUUGUCAGACAUCCCAAAUUUUUUAUAUUUUUCACUUUCUGAAUAAGGUCUGCGGAUCCGUAAACCAAUGAAUAAAAAAAGUCUCGCCCUAUUUUUUUCCAACUGUACAGCUCGAAAUUUUAAUGUACAAACCACUAUACAUAAUGUAAUUGCUCUAUUCUAAGUGGAAAUUGUUCAUCGUUUAUGUUGUUUGCUUCUCUGAUAGGUUGAAGAAUUUUUCGCGUGUGCGAUUGCUUUGCGAGGCUGUGAACUGGAAUUCCACAAGUGGUCACUAACAAAAUAUCAAGACUUGCAGAAACAACAAAAUGAUUUGUUGGAAAGACACAAAAGGCAGUAUUCUAAUGAAAUAAACGACAAGAAACAAGAACUAGCUUAUGAAAAGGAUAAAAUUAAUAGAUCUCUUCAGCACCUACAACUUGACAAGGAGCAUUUGGAAAAGGAUAGGACUGAUUUGGAUGAGAGAAUUAACUCAAAACUUGAAGUUUUUCAAAAUAGGAAGAAAGAACUGAUCUCAAAACAGUUUGAUUUGGAAACAGAAAUUGAACAGCUGGAAAAACGAUUGAAGGAAUUACGAAGUGAAAAAAAGGAAGUGGAAUGUUUCAUCCAAGAUGAAGAUGACAAGAUGGCGACAGUCAGAAAAGACUUUGAGAGUUUGGAGAUGAAAUUAAAUGAAAGAUGGGGCGAAGUGAAAGGCGAGGAAGAAAUAUUAAAGGGAAAUUUGGUAUGUACAUGAAUGGGAGGUCUCCAUCAUUGCGACCGACCUGUUGGAGUGUAUUGAAUACUAGGUGUGAGUGUAAUGAAUGAUCUGUCUUUACUGUACUCUUUCUAGGAAGAUAUUUUUAUGAGGGAAAAAGAGUUGGAUCUAACUGCCACUCAACAGCAGCUCAAGGAAGAAAGGUGAGACAACUUUUUAUAACAUCAAUCAUGUGAACAUCACAUGCACCAUAUUCUCACCAACUGCAUCGUCAUCAUCACCACCGUAACCAGCAUCGUCACUAUCAUAUUCACCACCAUCAUAGUCACCACCAUAAUCAGCAUUGUCACCACCAUAAUCAUCACCAUUACCUUCAUAAUCAUCAGCAUUACCACCAUAAUCAUCACUAUUACCACCAUAAUCGUCACCAUUACCUCACAAUUACACCAUAAUUAUUACCUCACCAUUACCACCAUAAUCAUCACCAUUAACUCACCAUUACCACCAUAAUCAUCACCAUUACCACCAUAAUUGUCACCAUUACUACCAUAAUCAUCACCAUUACCACCAUAAUCAUCACCAUUACCUCACCAUUACCACCAUAAUCAGGGCUGCAAAUAUAUAUUUGACUUGACAGGACAUUUGUCCGAUCACUUGUAAUUUUGGUCGGACAUAACCUGAAUUUGGUCGGACAAAAACAAACAUCACUAAAUUUGGUCGGACAUAUAUAUGUGACAAAAUAUAUAUAAGUCACGAGACAAAUAUGUAUUCCAUUCUGGCGCAACGUUAAUUAAGUAAAAUUAAAUGCUAUAGAACGCCUCGUAAAUUUUAUUGCAAAAUGCAAAUUGGUGAAUUUGCAAUCAGAUUUUGUCACAGCAAAAAAAUGUAUAAUGUGACAAUUUAUUUUGUGAUCGGACCAAUGUCCGAUCAAAAUCACUUUUGCUCGGACAUUUGCCAAAUUUAGUCGGACAUUGUCCGAUGUCCAACAGUAAUUUGCAGCCCUGAUAAUCGUCACCAUUACCUCACCAUUACCACCAUAAUCAUGACCAUUACCACCAUAAUCAUGACCAUUACCACCAUAAUCAUCACCAUUACCACCAUAAUCAUCACCAUUACCACCAUAAUCAUCACCAUUACCUCACCAUUACCACAUCAUCACCAUUACCUCACCAUUACCACCAUAAUCAUCACCAUUACCAUCACUAUGACCAUAAUCACUACCAUCACUAAUUAUCUUAAUUCAACCAUUCAUUUCAGCCUGAUGAAGACUCUCCGUUACCUUACUAUCAAUAAGAAGGAAUCUGAAAAUUUCAUUGAAACUAUGCAAAAAGAACCUGACCAGAAUAUACCAGACAUAUUUCUCACUCGUCUACCGCAAGAUCAUGGCGAUCAUCUAAUAAAGUAUGUAGCUUUUAAUUUCAGAAAGUCAAAGUAAUGUAAAGUAAACCUUGGUUUUAUUAUAAUAGAUAGCUUUACUAGUUAUUACUCCAGUGUUACUACACGAAUUAUUACUCCAGUGUUACUACACAAAUAAACUUAAUAUAAACUAAAUUUCAUUAUACGGGAUAGUUUUAACAGUUCUAAACUGUUCUUCCUAGAGGUCAGGAAAGGAUCAUCUCUUAUUGGCCAAUUUUUCCAAAAGGAGAAAACUUAAUUUUAAUUAACUUAGGGAGUGGUCAUUAUUUAUGGGCAAGGGGGGGGGGUUGGUAAAUGGGGAAAAUAAGGAUUGAAAAACUUUUUUGACCCCCUCCAGACUGAAGGCAAACUUUUUGUGCUCCCCCCUCAUAAAAAUAGAAGCUUGUCUAACCACCACCCCAAUGUGGAUUGAGAAACAGGUGUGUGUUGCAGGUAAAGUUAGAUAUUAGGACAAUCUGUUUAAUCUAGACAUGGUAUUAUUUAGUUCAAAAACUUUUUUGACCCCCACUUUCUCUGUGUUAAAACUUUUUUGACGCUUUCUAUUUAUAAGGGUAAAACUUUGUUUGCCCCCCCUGUUCCAUUUACCAACUCCUCCCCCCUUCCCUCCCCAUAAAUAAUGACCACUCCCUUAUCUGGACUUACAAAGUAUCCUUUUAAAACCUGCAUGACCCUGGUAAAGUAAAUCUGCAACCACUCCUUUUGCAUUUGACUUUUAUGUUAUUUUAUAUUAUAUUAUUUAAUAUUAUUUUAUAUCAUUUUAUAUUAUAUUAUUUUAUAUUAUAUUAUUUUAUAUUAUUAUAUAGUAGAGAGUGAGAUACUGAGAAAUACACAGUGACAUAUUUCCCAUAUCUUCACUAGUGAAGAUAUCGAUCACAUGACUUUUAGUAUUUAUACAAUUUUUUUGCUUGGGACUAUAUAAUAAACAGAACAUUACACGGUGGCUUGAAGAUAUAACUUUUAUCUUCUCGUAUUAAAAACAAUAUUUUACUCACUUGCUGCGCUCGUUCGUAAAAUAUUGUUUUCACCACUCCGGGAUAAAAAGUCAUCUUCGUGCCGCUGUAUAAUAUCCUCUAUUUAUAUUAUUUUGUAUUAUUUUAUCUUAUAUUAUUUUAUAUUAUAUUAUUUUAUAUUAUAUUAUUUUAUAUUAUUUUAUAUUAUAUUAUAUUAUUUUAUUAUUUUAUAUUAUAUUAUUUUAUUAUUUUAUAUUAUAUUACUUUAUAUUAUUUAUAUUAUAUUAUUUUAUAUUAUAUUAUUUUUUAUAAUAUAGCAUUUGUAAAUUCUGAACGCUGAUUGGCGAAGAGCCGUGUUGAUAUAACUCAAUGUCAACACAGAAACGUCGGAAAAUUUCUUUCUUUAUGUUUCUUUGUGCGAUAUUAUAAAACAAAUAUAAAACUUUUUUACGUAUUGAUAUAUAGUUAUAUCAACAUGAGUGGAAAUUGGGAAAACUCGAAAUUGUGUGAAAACACUCCGCCCUUCCUGUUUCCACACAAUUUCUUGUUUUCCCAAUUUCCACUCGUGUUGAUAUAACUGUAUAUCACUGUAUAUCAACACAGAAAAUGUUUUAAUAUUUGUUAAAUAUGAUAUUGUUUUAUAUUAUAUUGUUUUAUUUAUAUUAUUUUAUAUUAUAUUAUUUUAUAUUAUUUAUAUUAUUUUAUAUUAUAUACUAUUGAUAAAAUAUACUAUAAAAAAUAUAUAGAAAAUGUUCUGAAUUGUUAUAAACUGGCUAAAAAUUUCUCGAAUAUCUCAUUUGUAUUACUUAAGAUGUCAAAUGUUUAUUAUAAUCAACAAAUUAAUGUUUAAGAAUGGCUCAGUAAGUUACUCUCGACAACUUCUGUAUCAAUUCCCAUAUCAGCUUGAUGGCAUUGUUGUCCCCUUAUAUUUUUAUAUUAUAUUAUUUAUAUUAUGUUAUUUUAUAUUAUAUUUUAUAAUAUAGCAUUUGUAAAUUCUGAACGCUGAUUGGCUAAGAGCCGUGUUGAUAUAACUCCAUGUCAACACGGGAAAUUUUCCGCCGCUUGUAAACACGGAAUUUUUUCUUAUUCUUUGGGCUUUUGACAUUGCUAUAUUAUAAAACAAAUAUAAAACAUUUUUUCCGUAUUGAUAUAUAGUUAUAUCAACACUCGUGGAAGUUGGGAAAACUCGAAAUUGUGUGAAAACACUCCGCCCUUCGGGCGUUGUGUUUCCACACAAUUUCUCGUUUUCCCAAUUCCACUCGUGUUGAUAUAACUGUAUAUCAACACAGAAAAUGUUUUAUAUUUGUUAAAUAUAAAAUAAUAUAAUAUAAAAUAAUAUAAUUUAAAUAAUAUAAUAUAUAUAAUAUUUUUUAUGGACCAAAGAUACUUUUUUAUAAAUUAAUUUGGUUGCAGUGUAAAUAUAAAAUAAUAUGAUAUAAAAUAAUAUAAUAUAAAAUAAUAUAAUAUAAAAUAAUAUAAUAUAAAAUAAUAUAAUAUAAAAUAAUAUAAGAUAAUAUAAAAUAAUAUAAAAUAAUAUAUAGAGGACAUUACACGGUGGCGCAAAGAUAAUGAUACGACUUUUAUCUUAAAACUUAUGACUUUUAUCUUCUCGUGUUAAAAACAAUAUUUUACUCACUUGCUGCGAUCGUUUGUAAAAUAUUGUUUUCACCACUCGAAGAUAAAAGUCUGUGCUGAGUGGUUAUAGUACUACCUUAAAAAACAAGCAGAAAGUCUAUGUUUCGAGCAAAGGCCCUUUGUCAACAGUUAGUAGCUUUCUAACGAAGGGCCUUCGCUUGAAACGUUGAGUUUCUGCUUGUUUUUUAUAACCACUUGGCACAGUAUUUUCACAUUGGUACUACCUACACUGGUACAGACAGUUUUAGAAGAUAAAAGUUGCAUCUUUAUCUUUGCGCCGCUGUGUAAUGUCCUCUAUAUAUUAUUUUAUAUUAUUUUAUAUUAUAUUAUUUUAUAUUAUUUUAUAUUAUAUUUUAUUUUAUAUUAUUUUAUAUUAUAUAUUAUUUACACUGCAAACAAAUUAAUUUAUAAAAAUGUAUCUUUGGUUCAUAAAAAAUAUUAUAUAUAUUAUAUUAUUUUAUAUUAUUUUAUAUUAUAUUAUUUUAUAUUAUAUUAUUUUAUAUUAUUUUAUAUUAUUUUAUAUUAUUUUAUUUUAUAUUAUUUUAUAUUAUACUAUUUUAUAUUAUUUUAUAUUAUAUUAUUUUAUAUUAUAUUAUUUUAUAUUAUUUUAUAUUAUAUUAUUUUAUAUUAUUUUAUAUUAUAUUAUUUUAUGUUAUACUAUUUUAUAAUAUUUUAUAUUAUAUUAUUUUAUAUUAUUUUAUAUUAUUUUAUAUUAUUUUAUAUUAUAUUAUUUUAUAUUAUUUUAUAUUAUUUUAUAUUAUACUAUUUUAUAUUAUGCUAUUUUAUAUUAUUUAUUAUAUUAUAUUAUUUUAUAUUAUUUUAUAUUAUAUUAUUUUAUUUUAUAUUAUACUAUUUUAUAUUAUUUUAUAUUAUAUUAUUUUAUAUUAUACUAUUUUAUAUUAUAUUAUUUUAUAUUAUAUUAUUUUAUAUUAUUUUAUAUUAUAUUAUUUUAUAUUAUAUUAUUUUAUAUUAUACUAUUUAAUAUUAUUUUAUAUUAUAUUAUUUUAUAUUAUUAUUUUAUAUUAUAUUUAACAAAUAUAAAACUUUUUCGUGUUGAUAUACAGUUGUAUUAUUAUUCUGUUAUAUUUCGAGUUUUUCCAAUUUCCACAAGUUUUAUAACAGCACAAAGAAAUAUAAUGAAAGAGUUUUCCGACGUGUUUUACCAAUUUCCACGAAUUUUAUUAUAUAGCACAAAGAAAUAUAAACAAAAAAAAUUUCGAACGUUUCCAUGUUGACAUUGCGCUAUAUCAACAUGCCUCUUAGCCAAUCAGCAUUCAGAAUUUACAAUUGGUAUAUUAUCAUAUUUUAUAUUAUAUUAUUUUUAUUACAUUAUGUUAUUUUAUAUUAAAUUUUAUGAUUUAUAUUAUUUUAUAUUAUAUUAUUUUAUAUCAUUUUAUAUUAUAUAUAUUAUAUUAUUUUGUAUUAUACUAUUUUAUAUUAUUUUAUAUUAUAUUAUUUUUUCCGUGUUGACAUUGAGCUAUAUCAACAAGCCAAUCAGCAUUCAGAAUUUACAAGUGGUAUAUCAUUAUUUAUAAUAUUUUAUAUUAUAUUAUUUAUAUCAUUUUAUAUUAUAUUAUUUUAUAUUAUAUUAUUUAUAUUAUUUUAUAUUAUAUUAUUUGAUAUUAUUUUAUAUCAUUUUAUAUUAUAUAUAUUAUAUUUUAUAUUACAUUAUUUUAAUAUAUUACUUAUAUUAUAUUAUUUUAUAUUAUAUUAUUUUAUAGAUUGAAAAGUUUAGAGAAAGUUAAAGCCAAAGAUUUACAAGAUUUGGAAUUACAGGUAAUGUUAUUAUUUGCUAAAUCAAGGUCUAUUUGAGAAACCAUUGGAUGUUUAUCAAACUGCAGAGAUGCAUUUGAUUUGACACGCCUUGCAAAGACACAUUUGAUUUGAUUGAUUGAUUUUAAUAGAUUUGAUUUGGUACCAACACUUCACAAACACAGUACAAAAUUACAAACUAUUUUAAAUAUAUCAGCAUUGGUAUAUAUCCAUGACAAGGUUCUAACCGAGCUCUAGCUCGACAACUGGUCGCUGCACCGGAAUCACAUGUUUGAUUCCUACCCAGGACCUGUAGGUACAUUCUUUGCAGCUGUUCCUGAUUAAUAAAUGUAGCUAGGCCAAAGCUUUUUUAACGAAACUUACUUUUUUAUUGGAUCAUGCUUGUAAGUGUUUCCACUUAGAGGAAAAAGUUUGUGGAAAAUUGAAAUUUGAGGCAAUAUUAGGGAAAUUUAUCUUUGGAUGUGGAAGCACUGACUAAACAAAAUGGCGUCCGGUUGUUAGGAAAAUAAAAAGAAAGUUUAAAAAAAAAUAUUUAAAACCGUCCUACCCUACCUAAGUUUUUAUAAGAAGAAACCGCUUGUAAUCUAUUUUUAUGUUUGCAUUAAACAUUAGGUGUUUAACCAAGAACAAGGGAUAUCAACUAAAACGAAGAGAUUAAACGAAAUACAAAAUCAAAUGCCCGAUCUUGAAAAAGCUAAAAAAUGCGCAGUGACUGACCACAAUUUUAAAGAAGCAAAGAGAGUGAAUGAACUGAUCAAACAGUUGACAAGUGAAACCGAAAUGUUGAACAACGAUGUUGAACAAAUGAAAAAUACAUUGACUGGGGAUAAAGAGAAAACUGCAACGUUAAAAAAAGAUCAUGGUUCGGCGAAGAAUGAUGUCAUCCAAGCGAAGGAGAACUACGGUACGUACUGUACGUAAUUACAACAAGUUCUAUUCAUAGGCGCCGAAAGAUCGAUAAGUGGGGGGGGGACCAUUUUCAUAUAUUCGUGUUCACAGACCUUAAAAACAAUCGAUUUCAAAAGAAAUUAAUAAUGCAGAACACGAAUAUAUGAAUAUGCCCCCAACUUAUCGAUCUUUCGACGCCUAUGGUUCUAUUUAAACCAUGAAAGUAAAAGCUAUCGCCGACGUUUUCGUCCAUUUUUAGGCCCUUUUUUAUCUUUAAAAAAAGGGGGAAAUGGCAAGAAACGUAAGUCUAAAGGCCAUGUUACACGGUGCAAUUUUUCUUGCAAUGCAAUUGCAUAAUUCUACUCAAUUGUAGAAUUGUACAAUUGUAGAAUUCUACUCUUGAGAGAUGUUAAUUAGUGAAAUCAGUGAAGAAUUUUCGAUAUGUUGAGAAACCAUCAGCGGAGUGUAAUGAAGACUCGUAUUUGGCAAUUUUACAUCUCUCAAGAGUAUAAUUGCAUUGCAAGUUGCAAGAAAAAUUGGCCUUAACCCUUUAAAAUUUCGUCCAUUUUAGCCCCUCUUCAUUUUUGAAAAGGCACUAAAAAAGUAAAGGCUAACCCAUAGAUAUCUUAUAUGCACUAGAUAGCGCAUAUAAGAUAUGUAGAUAGCGCAUCUCUUUUAGUAAAAUUGAAGCCAAGAAUAUUCCAGCG
Messenger RNA from Paramuricea clavata, 15067 nucleotides. The record is from the annotation of a GenBank genome assembly. Lineage: Eukaryota; Metazoa; Cnidaria; Anthozoa; Malacalcyonacea; Plexauridae.